AUGAACAACACAAAAAAUGACACAAAUUGCCACCUGGGGCAGUCAGGGACCUUCAUAUUGUAUGCAGAAAAACCUGGUAUAGGUAGGACGCCACAGAGCAUCCCAAAGACACCAAAAGUGCACUUUGUGCGGAACUGACGUAUCCUCUAACGUCAGGUGACGUAGUCUCUUGCACAGUUAGGACGGACACUUGCCAGACACCACGGUCUCUACGAUUCGCCGGUGGUGAAGGACGGCGGCGCCAUUUUGCGACUGAACGCGUGGAACCACCCUUGAUUAAGGAACAAUGUACCCCAACGCGUUAACACAUUUGGCGCGAUCAAACCCGUUCAGUGCGCCCCUUUUCACGCUACAGAAGGUCGAGGAGCCACCACAAAGCCUUGCUGCCGAACAUGGACCAAGAAAACGCACAUUGGCUGCCGCUGCAGUUGCCGAUUCUGACGUUAGCUGUGAGUUUGGCUCUAAGAAAUACUAUGCCUUGUGCGGCUUCGGCGGCAUCCUCAGCUGUGGGAUCACACACACGGCGGUCGUUCCCCUUGACCUGGUCAAGUGCCGUCUGCAGGUGGACCCAGACAAGUACAAGAGCAUCUUCAAGGGUUUCUCCAUCACCAUUAAAGAGGAUGGCAUGAGAGGGCUGGCUAAGGGCUGGGCUCCCACUUUCAUCGGUUACUCCAUGCAGGGUCUCUGCAAGUUUGGCUUCUAUGAGGUGUUCAAGAUCACCUACAGCGACAUGAUCGGAGAGGAAAACACCUACCUGUGGAGGACCUCUCUCUACCUGGCUGCGUCUGCCAGUGCAGAGUUCUUCGCUGACAUCGCCCUGGCCCCAAUGGAGGCGUGUAAAGUGCGUAUUCAGACCCAGCCCGGCUACGCUAACAACCUCAGACAGUGUGCCCCUAAGAUGUUCGCCGAGGAGGGACUCUGGGCUUUCUACAAGGGUGUAGUCCCUCUGUGGAUGAGGCAGAUCCCCUACACCAUGAUGAAGUUUGCCUGCUUUGAGAGGACCGUGGAGCUGCUGUACAAACAUGUGGUGCCCAAACCCCGUGCUGAGUGCUCCAAGGGUGAACAGCUGGUCGUCACCUUCGUGGCCGGAUACAUUGCUGGUGUGUUCUGUGCCAUUGUCUCCCACCCUGCUGACUCCGUGGUGUCUGUGCUGAACAAGGAGAGUGGCAGCACUGCCAUCGGAGUGCUCAAGAAGCUCGGACCCAAGGGUGUGUGGAAGGGUCUGGUGGCCCGUAUCAUCAUGAUCGGUACCCUGACCGCCCUGCAGUGGUUCAUCUACGACUCUGUCAAGGUCUACUUCCGCCUGCCCCGUCCCCCUCCCCCAGAGAUGCCCGAGUCCCUCAAGAAGAAGCUGGGGAUCACAGAGUAAAGAAACAAAAUGGCGGCCUUAUCAACAAAUAUCUAUAAAAAAUGGCGGCCUUAUCAACAGCAAUAUAAGAUGGCGGCCUUCAAACAACACAUCCUUAAGUUCACAUCCACACUGCACACCGCUAUCUGCCUGGUAUAGUCAUAGCUGUUCUGUUCUGCCUGUAGACCACCUACUCUGGUCUGAGCUACUUCAGCAUAUUACAUUCAGAGCAAAAUAUGCUAUGUAGAACAGACAUGCCGCUACGACGUGUAGAAUAAAGAAUCAUGUUGACUCUAUUAGUAGCGUUUCUAUCUGCGACGUUCCAAAACGUUUUCGUACUGAACAUGGCCAUGGUCAGCAUGAGUUGGGGUUCAUUUCAAUUAGAUUCCAGAAGUAAACUGAAAUUCCACUUCUAAAUUAUAAUUUCAUAAUUGGAAUUUUAGUUUUUCGAUUUGUUUUAAUUGAAAUGAAACUGAACCCAACCCUACUGGUCAAGGGGGAGGAGGGUUCCCACCUGUGGGGGAAUAGAGAGAAGACAAUAACACAUGCCAUCAGGUUAACACCCGACCGCAGUUGGUUAAUGUUCUAAUAAAUAAAUGAAAAUGUGGAAACA
Messenger RNA from Salmo salar (Atlantic salmon), 1961 nucleotides. RefSeq names its product solute carrier family 25 member 3. Lineage: Eukaryota; Metazoa; Chordata; Actinopteri; Salmoniformes; Salmonidae. Gene Ontology annotation, cellular component: mitochondrial inner membrane. Gene Ontology annotation, biological process: mitochondrial phosphate ion transmembrane transport. Gene Ontology annotation, molecular function: phosphate transmembrane transporter activity. The record is from RefSeq and is a predicted model, not a curated record.